CAAUAUUCGGAUCCAGAUAAAUCUAGUUUAAUAUCUGAACGUCAUUUUUUGAACACCGGUGAUAAUAAUCAUCAUCAACAACAAACAUUACAACCUGAAUCGGUGGUUGAUGAAGAUACUGAUCAAAUUUUAGUGAAAUCCUUGUCCACGCAACCAAACAGCAACCACGAUAAAGAUUUGAUUGAACAAGAAUUGGCCGAUCAAUUCGAAUUGGAAGAAAGCUUUAAUCACACAAUUACACAUCCAAAUAGUGCAUCGAAAUCUUUGGAAAAUCCAUUAAAAUCGACAGGUGAAACAUUCGUACAUCAACAUUCAACAUUAUCGUCACUUAUUUUGUCUACAUCAUCAAUGGACAGUAUGGACAUAUCAUUAGAUGCAUUGCGUCUAAUACGAGAAUCGCUCAACUAUCAAGUUGGCGAUCAUCAUCUCUUUUUUGUUAUGGGCGCUUCGGGAGAUCUAGCGAAAAAGAAAAUUUAUCCCACUCUUUGGUCUAUUUUUAGGGAUGAUCUGAUUCCGGCCAAAACCGUAUUUGUUGGUUAUGCUCGAUCUAAUUUGACUGUGGAGGACAUCGGGAAAAAUAUGCGACCCUAUGUUCGAAUUGAAAACGAUGCUGAUCAACAAUUGUUCGAACAAUUUCUCAAGCAAAAUCUUUACAUCAAAGGUUCUUAUGAUGAUGCGGCUGAUUUUAUCAAACUACAGGCAUCGGUUCGUGAAUUGGUCACUCCGGAUGAGAUAUGCAAUCACCUUUUCUAUUUGGCAUUGCCGCCUACAGUGUUCGGUACGGUUACUCAACACAUUCACGAUAACUGCAUGUCUAGCACUGGUUGGAAUCGUAUUAUCAUUGAAAAACCAUUUGGUCGAGAUUAUGAUUCAUCUGAAGCUUUAUCCAAACAUUUGUCCAGUUUGUUUGAGGAAAAACAAAUCUAUCGUAUUGAUCAUUAUUUGGGCAAAGAAAUGGUACAAAAUUUGAUGGGCUUGCGAUUUGCUAAUCGUAUUUUUGGUCCAAUUUGGAAUCAUGAAAACAUAGCCAGCGUUCAAGUUUCAUUUAAGGAACCAUUCGGUACAGCUGGCCGUGGUGGUUAUUUUGAUAAUUUUGGCAUUAUUCGUGAUGUAAUGCAAAAUCACUUGCUUCAGAUUUUAACACUGGUCGCUAUGGAAAAACCAGUAUCAGCAAGUGCGGAAGAUAUACGUGAUGAGAAAGUGAAAGUAUUACGUUGCAUGAAAACAUUAUCACUUGAUGAUGUAGUCUUGGGCCAAUAUAUUGCCGAUCCUAAUGGCAAGACUGAAGAUUCUCGACAAAGUUACGUACAAGAUCCAACAGUACCGAAAGAUUCUUUGACGGCUACAUUCUGUUUGGCAAAAUGUAUAAUCAACAAUGAACGUUGGGAUGGUGUACCGUUCUUUUUGCGGUGUGGCAAAGCUCUUAACGAACGUAAAACUGAAGUUCGUAUUCAAUUUCGUGAUGUUCCUGGUGACAUAUUUCAAGGCCAAUGUCGUCGUAAUGAAUUGGUCAUAAGAGUUCAACCGGGGGAAGCUGUUUACAUUAAAAUGAUGACCAAAGAGCCUGGUAUGACUUUUCGUCUGGAAGAGACUGAACUCGAUCUAACCUAUCGCAGUCGAUACAAAGAUGUUGUCUUACCGGACGCUUACGAACGACUUAUAUUGGAUGUAUUUUCUGGUUCACAGAUGCAUUUCGUUCGUACCGAUGAACUACGUGAAGCUUGGCGAAUAUUUACACCUUUGCUCAAAGAAAUUGAAACCAAAAAAGUGGUACCUUUGCCUUACAUUUAUGGAUCACGUGGCCCUAAACAAGCCGAUGAUUUUUGUAUUGCCAAUGGUUUUCGAUUCUAUGGAACAUAUAGAUGGGAAAAACCGGAAAAAGAUAGACAACAACCUACUGAUUGAUCAGUGAACAAUGUUAUGUGCAAUUUUGUUUGUUAAAUCUUUUGUCCAAAUAAACCGUUACUCACAAAUAAAUAUUAUGUUGUUUUAGUAA
Dermatophagoides pteronyssinus (European house dust mite) is the source of this 1996-nucleotide messenger RNA. Its product is annotated as glucose-6-phosphate 1-dehydrogenase-like. Gene Ontology annotation, cellular component: cytosol. Lineage: Eukaryota; Metazoa; Arthropoda; Arachnida; Sarcoptiformes; Pyroglyphidae. Gene Ontology annotation, molecular function: NADP binding; glucose-6-phosphate dehydrogenase activity. The record is from RefSeq and is a predicted model, not a curated record. Gene Ontology annotation, biological process: glucose metabolic process; pentose-phosphate shunt, oxidative branch.